UUUUACUCAAUAGAGAUGAGUGACACAGAGGACAGGGGGGAGACGAAGAAGGGGAAGCCCAAGGCCCCCAACAACGCGUACUGGAAAUGCAAGGAGAAUCACCCGAAAGAGGAGAUUAAGGAAGAACCUGAACUGGAUGACCAUAAACUCAGCUUUGAAGACCUGGAAAAGAAGUACGGGACCAACAUCAUGGUGGGCCUCUCCAGUGCAAGAGCGGCAGAGCUCCUGGCACAGGUUGGACCCAAUGCCCUCAGCCCUCCCACGAAGACCCCGGAAAUUGUCAAGUUGUUCAAGCAGAUGGUGGGGGGCUUCUCUGUCCUCCUGUGGAUUGGCGUCUUUUUGAGCUGGAUCACCUAUGGAAUUGAGUACGCCUACCAUUCGACUACCAGUGUAGAUGAGGUGUAUUUGGGUGCUGUGCUUGCUGCAGUUGUUAUUUUAACGGGAUCGUUUGCUUACUACCAAGAGGCCAAAAGCACCAACAUCAUUGCCAGCUUCAGUAAAAUGAUUCCUCAGCAAGCUCUUGUCAUCCGAGACGGGGAGAAGAAGACAAUCCCCGCAGAGCAGCUGGUGGUGGGGGACAUAGUGGAGAUUAAAGGAGGAGACCAGAUUCCUGCAGACCUCCGAUUGCUGUCUUCUCAGGGGUGCAAGGUGGAUAACUCAUCACUCACAGGGGAAUCGGAGCCACAGCCCCGGACCUGCGAAUGCACUCAUGACAAUCUUUUGGAAACAAAGAACAUUGUCUUCUUUUCUUCAACCUGCCUGGAAGGCUCAGCAACUGGCAUGGUCAUCAACACGGGUGACCGUACCGUCAUUGGACAAAUUGCCUCCCUGGCUUCAGGAGUUGGAAAUGAGAAGACCCCCCUUGCCAUUGAGAUUGAGCAUUUUGUUCGUGUUGUGGCAGGAGUGGCUGUCUCCAUAGGCCUUGCUUUCUUCUUCAUUGCUAUCUCCAUGAAGUAUCCGGUCCUGGACUCCAUCAUCUUCCUCAUCGGCAUCAGUGAAGCCAAUGUGCCUGAGGGCUUCCAGGCCACUGUCACUGUGAUGCUGACGCUGACAGCAAAACGGCUGGCCAAGAAGAACUGCCUGGUGAAGAACCUGGAGACGGUGGAGACCCUCGGCUCCACCUCCAUCAUCUGCUCUGACAAGACUGGGACUCUGACGCAGAACAGGAUGAGUGUGGCCCAUCUGUGGUUUGACAAUCAGAUCUUUGUGGCCGACACCAGUGAAGACCAUUCAAACCAGACCUUUGACCAAAGCUCAGGAACCUGGACCUCCCUCGCCAAGAUAAUCGCGCUGUGUAAUCGAGCUGAGUUCAAGCCAGGACAGGAAAGUGUGCCCAUCAUGAAGAAAACUGUGGUUGGAGAUGCCUCAGAGACUGCUCUCUUGAAAUUCUCAGAGAUUAUUUUCGGUGAUGUGAUGGAAAUUAGGAAAAGAAACCACAAAGUAGCUGAGAUCCCCUUCAACUCCACCAACAAAUUUCAGCUCUCCAUCCACGAGACCGACGACCCCAAUGACAAACGCUUCCUCGUGGUGAUGAAAGGGGCCCCUGAGAGGAUCUUAGAGAAGUGCAGCACCAUCAUGAUCAACGGCCAAGAGCAGCCCCUGGACGAGAGCUCAGUGGAGGCCUUCCACACAGCCUACAUGGAGCUCGGAGGCCUGGGCGAGCGCGUGCUGGGUUUCUGUCACCUCUACUUGCCACCAGAGGAGUUUCCAGAGACCUAUUCAUUUGACACCGAUGCCAUGAACUUCCCCACCUCCAACCUCUGCUUCGUGGGGCUCUUGUCCCUGAUCGAUCCUCCCCGGUCCAGUGUGCCGGAUGCAGUUGCCAAAUGCCGGAAUGCUGGCAUCAAGGUGAUCAUGGUGACAGGUGAUCAUCCCAUCACAGCCAAAGCCAUCGCCAGGAGUGUGGGUAUCAUUUCAGCCAACAGCGAGACAGCGGAUGACACGGCAAAACGUCUCAACAUUGCUGUGGAGCAAGUGAACCAACGGGAUGCGAAAGCCGCCGUGGUGACUGGCAUGGAGCUGAAGGACAUGAGCUCCGAACAGCUGGAUGAGAUCCUGGCCAACCACUCCGAAAUCGUCUUUGCCCGGACGUCCCCCCAGCAGAAGCUGACUAUCGUGGAGGGCUGUCAGAGACUGGGUGCAGUGGUUGCUGUGACAGGGGAUGGCGUUAACGACUCUCCAGCUCUCAAGAAGGCCGAUAUUGGCAUCGCCAUGGGCAUAGCGGGUUCUGACGCAGCCAAAAAUGCCGCCGACAUGGUCUUACUGGAUGACAACUUUGCGUCCAUCGUCACAGGGGUGGAGGAAGGUCGCCUGAUCUUUGACAACCUAAAGAAGAGUAUUGCUUACACCUUGACCAAGAACAUGGCCCUGCUUUGCCCCUAUUUGAUCUAUGUUAUUUUGGGGCUCCCCCUCCCCAUUGGCGCCAUUACCACCCUGUUCACCGAUCUGAGCACAGACAUUAUUCCUUCCGUUGCCUUGUCUUAUGAGAAAGCUGAAAGUGACAUCAUGAACAGGAAGCCUCGCCACAAGGAGGACAGACUGGUGGACAAGGCCCUUGUCAUCUACUCUUACCUGCACAUCGGCCUCAUGCAGUCCCUGGGAGCAUUUGCUAUUUACCUCACCGUGUACGCACAGGAAGGGUUUAGACCCAGCACUCUCAUUGGCCUCCGGGAAGAAUGGGAAGAUGAUGAUGUGAACGACCUGGAAGACGACUAUGGACAAGAAUGGACGCGGUACCAAAGACAGACCCUAGAGUGGACAGGCUACACAGCCUUCUUCGUUGCCAUUAUGGUCCAGCAAAUAGCCGAUCUGAUCAUGAGGAAAACCCGGAGAAACUCCAUUUUCCAGCAGGGUCUCUCCAGCAAUAAAGCCAUUUGGAUUGGGAUUAUUGCACCGAUCAUCCUAGCCCUAAUCCUCUCCUAUGGCCUUGGGAGCAUUCCAGCCCUGAAUUUCACUAUGCUCAGGCUGCAUUUUUGGUUUAUGGCGGUGCCAUAUGCUAUUUUGAUUUGGGUAUAUGAUGAGGUGCGAAAAGUUCUCAUCAGGCGUUUUCCUGGAAGUUGGUGGGAUAAGAACAUGUAUUAUUAAGGCCAUCUCAUUUCCCAAGUUUCCUGACUGCAC
Messenger RNA from Echinops telfairi (small Madagascar hedgehog), 3117 nucleotides. RefSeq names its product potassium-transporting ATPase alpha chain 2-like. NCBI's taxonomy places the organism in Eukaryota, Metazoa, Chordata, Mammalia, Afrosoricida, Tenrecidae. Gene Ontology annotation, cellular component: membrane. Gene Ontology annotation, molecular function: ATP binding; P-type sodium:potassium-exchanging transporter activity; ATP hydrolysis activity. The coding region runs from base 16 to 3084 and encodes 1022 amino acids. Gene Ontology annotation, biological process: intracellular sodium ion homeostasis; proton transmembrane transport; potassium ion import across plasma membrane. The record is from RefSeq and is a predicted model, not a curated record. The transcript is spliced from 22 exons.